Molecule: messenger RNA, 1062 nt
Organism: Ophidiomyces ophidiicola
Lineage: Eukaryota; Fungi; Ascomycota; Eurotiomycetes; Onygenales; Onygenaceae
Exons: 5
Coding region: 1-1062 (353 amino acids)
Molecular function (GO): hydrolase activity
Source: RefSeq, a predicted model, not a curated record
AUGUCUCGCCAGAAUGAUGUUGCUCUUAAUGCUUCAGUCUUCCGGCCAAGCGCCAUUCCAGAGACAUGCCACGCCCUGAACAAAGCGCUUAUGGACUUACAGGCUGGCCAGCCGAAUUGGUGGGAACUAAUUACGACAUGGUCUUUAUUUCUAAAGGUUGGUGCCCAGAACUUUCGGCAAAUGCGCCUUCGAGGUGAAACCGCAUUUCCAAAGCCUGUUGUACUGGAAUGUGGGCAAUCAUUCUCAAUCCCGUCUCGCCAGAAGGGCCGUGAUAUUCCCUGCCGAAUAAUCACGCCGGAAGGUAACGGCACACCAUCAGGCGUCUUUAUGCAUAUUCAUGGCGGUGGAUGGGUCUUGUCCGAUGAGAUGUCACAAGACAGCAUGUUGAAGUCUUAUGCAGACACCGCCAAUGUCGUGGCCGUGUCCGUCGGCUAUCGACUUGCGCCUGAAUUUCCAUUUCCUAGUGGACCAGAAGAUUGCUAUGAUGCGGCGGAAUGGCUUGUAGAUAACGCUGAAAAAAAGUUUGGUGCGCCCUUCAAGUUUAUGGGCGGAGAGUCCGCUGGAGCCCAUCUCUCUACAUUGACUGCAUUCCACCUCCUUAACCAUGCGGAGGAUAAAUAUUCAAGUUUUAACCUCAAGGGAUUGGUUCUACAAUAUGGCGCUUACGAUCUUUCGUAUACACCGUCAAUGUACACCUACCGACCAGGCCAACGACUCAUCCUUGAUCGAGAAACGGUAGAUCAUUUUAUCGAUGCUUUUUUGCCAGAUCCUAAAGUGGACCGAAAGCAUGCCUCUAUAUCUCCUCUAUAUUUUGAUUUUGCGUCUCUUGCUGCGGCCGGCAAAUACCUCCCACCCGCAAUAUUUACAUGUGGGACAGAGGAUAUCCUACUUGAUGAUACAGUCUUCAUGAGUGCUAAAUGGCAGAUGGCUGGCGGAGAAACAUUUGUUAAAAUUGUUCCAGGCGCACCGCACGGUUUCUCUUUGUUUCCUCCUAAACUAGCUGCCGGAACUGCAGAGACAUUGAUGUUGAUUGGGCAGUUUCUCAAUGGAAAGGCGCAGUGA